GUAGCCGGCGGUCGCCAUGGCAACCCCGGCCCGCCGCGGCCAUGGCGGAGCCGCCGGACGCCUCGGUUUCUUCGUUGCCGGCGGCUAAAGGAGCUCCGAAACCCCGGCCUAAGAAAGCACCGGAGCUGCCCAUCCUGGAGAGGAAGAACUGGCUGAUUUACCUGCUCUACGUCCGCAGGGACUACGAGGAGUGCAAGGCUGUCAUCAAGGAGCAGCUCCAGGAGUCCCAAGGGCUCUGUGAAUACGCUGUCUACGUCCAAGCUUUGAUAUUUCGCUUGGAGGGGAAAAUUCAAGAAUCUCUUGAACUUUUCCAGACAUGUUCCAUUCUGAACCCGCGGAGCGCUGACAACCUCAAGCAGGUGGCACGAUCCCUGUUUCUCCUGGGGAAGCACAAGGCAGCCAUCGAAGUGUACAACGAAGCAGCAAAACUGGAUGAGAAGGACUGGGAGAUCAGCCACAACCUGGGUGUGUGCUACAUGUACCUGAAGCACUUCAACAAGGCACGAGACCAGCUCAACAAUGCCCUGGAGCUCAACAGGCACGACCUGACUUACAUGAUGCUGGGGAAAAUCCACCUCUUGGAGGGGCAGGUGGAGAAAGCCAUUGAAGUCUACAAGAAAGCCGUAGAGUUUUCUCCAGAAAACACAGACCUCCUCACAGCCCUGGGCUUAUUGUACCUGCAGACUGGAGAUUACCAGAAGGCCUUUGAACACCUUGGAAAUGCACUUACCUAUGACCCAGGCAACUACAAGGCCACCCUGGCAGCUGGCAGCAUGAUGCAGGCCCACGGGGACUUCGACGUUGCCCUCUCCAAGUACAAGGUGGUGGCCGGCGCUGUUCCCGAGAGCCCCCCGCUCUGGAACAACAUCGGGAUGUGCUUCUUCGGAAAGAAGAAAUACGUGGCAGCUGUCAGCUGCCUGAAGAGGGCAAACUACCUGGCUCCCUUUGACUGGAAGAUCCUGUACAACCUGGGGCUGGUGCACCUCACCAUGCAGCAAUAUGCCUCAGCCUUCCACUUCCUGAGUGCUGCCAUCAGCUUCCAGCCCAAGAUGGGAGAGCUCUACAUGCUCCUGGCAGUUGCUCUGACCAACCUGGAAGACAUUGAGAAUGCCAAGUGCUCCUAUGAACAAGCUGUGGCCCUGGACAAGUGCAACCCCCUGAUCAACCUGAACUACGCUGUGCUGCUCUACAACCAGGGUGACAAGGAGGGGGCCCUGAGCCAGUACCAGGAGAUGGAGAGGAGGGUCAGCGCAGCCAAGGAGAGCAGCGCUCCCGACUUCGACCCCGAGAUGGUGGAGGUGGCCCAGAAGAUGGGAGCAGCCCUGCAGGUCGGGGAGAGCCUGGUCUGGAAUAAGCCUUCCAAAGAGUCCAAAUCCAAGCAGAGAGCUGCUGCGUCAGGGAAAUCCUCCGGCUCUCAGCAGCCUCUGGGCUCCAACCAAGCCCUGGGUCAGGCCAUGUCCUCUGCUGCAGGGUAUGGGAAAACCACGCCCCUUCCCUCAGGUGCUGGAACACCAGCUCUGCCAGCAAAGCCUCCCUCCCUGCCUCUGGAACCAGACCAGGACUCAGAAACGAGCCCCGAGGAGAGCUCGGCACCCGCAGGGGACGCGGCGCAGGGCAAGGAGAAGCACGGGAGCCAGCAGGGACCGGAGUAGGACGGGCUCUGGGCACCUCCCCGGCUGCCUGGCACCUGGGAAAGGGACCUGCUCCUCCCUGCUCCUCCCUGCCCCACGGGCCUUCACCCCACUGGCAGUUGUCUGGAUGCAGCUGUUUGUGUCAGUGAUUUUUAGCACGUGGCUCUGUCCCGAGUCGUUGCAGUGAUCAGAAGAGGUUGGUGUGUAGCUACUCUUAGUAUGGGCACCACAAGAGACUGCAGGAUGGGGAUCCAGCUCUCCACAGGUUGGGUGUGAGCCCUCUAGAAGGAUCCCAAGGCAUCCAGUACGUUUAGCAAAGCCAGCAGUAGUG
Molecule: messenger RNA, 1962 nt
Organism: Empidonax traillii (willow flycatcher)
Lineage: Eukaryota; Metazoa; Chordata; Aves; Passeriformes; Tyrannidae
Gene: BBS4
Product: Bardet-Biedl syndrome 4
Exons: 16
Coding region: 42-1652 (536 amino acids)
Biological process (GO): protein localization to cilium; cilium assembly
Cellular component (GO): ciliary basal body
Molecular function (GO): protein binding
Source: RefSeq, a predicted model, not a curated record